AAUUUCGAUGAACAUGGCUUAGAGUGGUACGAGUUUAAUGCUUUACGUAUGAUCUCGAAUGUUUCAAUUACGAAAUAACAAGCUCUGCUGGGAAUAGGAUAACAAUGAACUUGAUCAAUUAUUCGAAUUCAAUUUCAUGGAUCAACUUUUCGUGGGUUAAACAACUUUGCGUAAGUGUCGAUCGAGUAUCUGCGCUGACCCCGGUCGAGCCGAACACCUCGCACGACAUCUAUGGGCUGCUCCAUUAGGACCCUCAACAGUUUGGAAUUUUUUUUUUUUUUUCUGUUCCCCGUUCCAUUCACGGGUAACCCACUCGUUCGCACAUCAGAACGACGCGAUGAUUUUAUUAACUUGUUCUUAAUAGGUCCACGAUGCGAAUACUCGUAGUUGAUCACGUAAUUGACUGCACUUGUACGACAUCUACGGUAUGUCCUGUUCGGAACAGCAGCUCCUUCUAUCCAUCGUUCCUUGCCUCGUGUUGUUCACGUCGAUACUAGUGAUUGUCACUCUUCGUUCUCACUCUUAUCAAGACAUCUCGCUUUAUAUCUCCUCGUUAUUUUCUAUGUAAUAUAAACAUUAAUAAUACUUGAUUUUUCAUUUGGAUGAAAUUGUUUUGACAGUUUUUAAAGGCAUUCUUCGAGCCGUCAUGUCUGUGUUGUCCAUUCGUGGAUUCUUUCUUUUUCGUUCAGAGAUAUCGUCGAUUAAACAAUAUUUGUUAAUGGUUCUUCUUUGUUUAAAUUAAAACAAGUUUAAACAAAAGUAGAAUCUGUUCGUAACGACGCCCUAACAUCGGUGUGCAAGUUCUCGAGACGCGAUGACAAGGCGCGGGUAUUAAUAGAGUCGACGUUGGUACGGGGCACGCGGUUUAAAACGACUCUUUGCUCUCUUGAUCUCUUCUGUGUUUUAGACCGUUCUAACCAGCCACCAGAGAUCUUGCGCAUUCUUGGAUAUCUUAGUCACGCAAAUAAGCGACCUCGAUACGUCAUUUAAAAAAAAAUACUCUUUAAUUGUAUGCAAAAUAGGGUACAUCUUACCAAUUUCAAUGAUCUUGACAUAUGUUGUAAAGGUCAAUCUCCUGAGGAAUUUUAUAUAUACAUAUGAGCGUCGCUCACCUUUAGUUUUAAAGAUGCACGCGAAAGUAUUUUUAGCAUCGCGUAUAGGGGCAGAAUUUUGUCUUUUCAUUGAUGACUUCCAAUAGCGUUUUAUGAGACUCUUCAAAGUUAUCGCACAAUAGCUGCUAUGCUCGGUACUGUACAAUUCUGUGCAACGCAGGCUUCCUUUAGUUAAAAGGAAACGUAGAGGAAGCAAUGUGUCUUAUCAUUCACCUUAUUUUCUAUUUUUUUUUUUUUUUUUUUUUUUUUACGAUGCAAGAGGAAGAGUUCUGGAUAUCUAUAGAUCUCCAUAGAUCUUCCGGGCUAUCCCGGGUUCUCCGGAUGCUCUGGCUCUCCCUCGUUGCAUCCGAGUGUAACAUCCACCACGAUAUUUUAUGAAUAUUUAUAUACAUUUUAUUUUACAUAUCAGCAUUCACGUUUCUCGUGUGAAAGGUUAAAAAGACGUAGCUGUCGAAGAAAUUUAAUCCUAGCGAAUAAUUUUUGUCUGUGUUUGUGCUGUUAUUUUGGUAGCUUGUCGAGUGGAUAGUUUUGGUACGUUUAUUGUACUUGUACGAGGGUACAGAUGGUAUAUCUUAAGAUAUUUAUGGCUAUUCCUAUGUAAAUAAAUCUUACAGUAAAAUGCAGUAAAAUGAUGUUAGAUAAUUGAUGCGAUUUAAUAUUUCCAAGUGUAAAGGAAUAUUUUGUUGCACUGUCGAUUAACAUUUCAUAAUUUGAAAGAAAAUGGAAUUAUUUAUUAUCAAAAGACAAAUAUGAUUUUGAUGAAAUUAUAAAUUGUUUAAGUAAAAUCCCGUUGCUUUUUAUGUGUCUAACAAAAUCUUGAUAACUUUAUCUUUAGACUGUCUGCAAUGAUUACGCGCAUUCGAUAUGAAUCGUUUCUUUAUCACGACAUUGUCAACAAACACAACCGUUAAAAGUUUAUAUAAAAUAAAUGAAAAUUCACCUCCCACCUUUAUUGUUAAUAUUUACCAAAUUAUCCCAUUUUUUUGAUAGUGCAUGUAUGUAAAAAAAAAAAGGCAAGUCACACGUUCAGCUCUGAACAAAUACACACGAUAGAAACGAGAGAGACCGAAGAUGAAAGAACAGGUUGAACUUUGUUAUCGACCUAUCUUUUUCUCUCAUUAUACGCAUCUGUUCCCCACGUAAUCGCUAUAUAUUACCAUACACGUUACUGUAUAAUUUAAUAUCAACGUUGAUCUUGCUACUGCUUAUUCGCUUCGUUUUGUCUACCUAUACCUCAUUUACAUAAAUCACGUUGAACAAGUUACGCUGAUGUCAUAAGUUUGAUGUCACGCAUUAUCCGAAUAAUAUUUUCGAUUAUUGUAGCACACUUCUUGGGAUUGCAUUAAGAAAAACAAUCUAACGGAAUAAUCGAAAAGCUAAUCUCGCAGGAGUGGAUCCAGAGAUCUUUCUUAAUGAUUUAUUCUAUGUAAAUAAUAUUUUAUAAUAUAAAUGAAUUUCUGGAGAAUUUUAUAAAUCCUGCAAGGGGCAACCGCUCUCAGCGUCCCCCUUCUAAACCCAACCCUACCUCCUCGGCUAAAUAUAAUGGUCAUUUUAUAAAUAAUGUGCCUCCCCGUGCUCUCUAAUAGUCGUCGAUUUUCGUGGUCCCUGUGACGUAGUUGGCAUGAAACGAAAAAAAAAGGGUGCACACGAAUGUAGCCCCUUGGUAAUGCGCGAGGGGGUCCAACGAAAUUAUGGAUCGGACCUAGAUACUACGUCUGCGCAUGACCAUCGUUGGAUCGUUCUGCCUUUCUUCAUCCUGUUUCUACCACAUUCUCGUAUAUGCACACCCCCGUACACACCUAUUUCGUUAACUCUGUCUCGUUUUCCUGGUCCCCCAUACCCCCCCGCGCCCUCCUUCUUCGUCAUACAUAAUAACAAUGCCAAAUAUUGUAUCUUGGUAAUUGUUACAAAUUAUCAGCUUAAUAUUAAUUAAAUGACAAGAUUCCUGGAGGGUAACUUCUAUAGAUGGGAUAUAAUUAUUUGAAAGCUCCAACGGAGGAGCUAGGUCAAUCGUGAGUCAAGGGUGUUUUCACUAAAGGUUUCAGAAAAAUGUAGAAAAUAAAAAUGACACAGGCAACGUGUCAUUUAAAGUGAUGACCUGUCGGCGUCACUUACAAUUAGCGUUUAUGAUAAACUACAGAAGUAUCCUAACAAUGGGCGAGAAGACGUUCAAUCUUACUUGGAACAAUCAUCUGGCGAACCUGUCUGGAUUGUUUGAAGGACUCUACAAAAGUGGUUCUUUGACUGACACAACGUUAGCUUGUCAAGGUGGAAUGUUAAGGGCGCAUAGAUUAGUUUUGGCAGCGUGUAGCCCUUAUUUUGAAAGGGUAUUCAAGGAACACUAUGGUGAACAGCCAAUUCUGAUUUUAAAAGGGGUUGCAGUAGAAGAAAUGGAGUGUCUACUAGAUUUCAUGUAUCGAGGGUCUAUUGAUAUCGCCGAAGAACACUUGCCAUCAUUGAUUAAAACCGCGACGGAUCUAGAGAUUCGAGGUCUUUCGGGCGACCAAAGGAACCAGGAAAACAAUCGUAGCCCUUACACGAGGGUUGAAACACGAAUGCAGAGAUGCCAUAUAGAAACUAGAGUCCAUACGACCGAGUACAUGAAGGAACCAUCCGUGAUUCCAUUUUUACCGAAACAGUCUUCCGUGGAAUCGUUGGAGGAUCACAUUAAAAUGGAGGAGAUCGAAGUUGAAGACGAUCCGAUGGUGAUCGACGGGCACGACGAUGCUUUCGACGAGCCCUUACGAUCUUCGGAAACUCAAAUCAGGCGUAUGCCACCGCCGAUGUACAAACGGGAGACAAGAUUCAAAGGUCAGAAAAGGGUUUCUGUCGGACGUUCAACGAGAAACAGUGAUCCACUGGAGAUCAAACCGAGAGAUCGUAUCCUGCUAAAAGAGAACGCGGCGAGGGACGAGAAUUACGAUGAUUCGUCGAACGUGGUUAAAUCCGAACUGAAUUUCAAUAAUGGCUCCUCAGAUCCUACGGUACCGGACAUUCAGAUGAACGACGACUUACAAGAACGAGAUGAGAGUCUGGAGUCUUCGAAGGGUACGGAUGAUAGUUCCAGGUUAACGAUCAAGAAGAAAAGUGAUCUUUCGUCGAAAAGGUUGAACGAAGGGAAAGAAACGAGACCGAUAUUGCCUAAAUCUGAGAAAGCUCAAUAUAAACCUUUCUCCUGUGACCUAUGCACUUUAGCAUUUACGAGGGCUUCUCAUUUAGCUAGACACAGAAGAGUUCACACGGGUGAAAGACCGUUCGCAUGUAGUAUUUGUCCGCGUAUGUUUGCCAGACAGGAUAAAUUGAAACAACAUUUGGACUCUCAUUUACAAUGGCCGAAGAGAAAGAACAGUUUGUCCAGCUCGAGUUGUCAUUCAUCUUCGUCUGUACCUACCAAAGGAAAAAGGGGUAGACCACGAAAGGUAAAUUUAGAACAAUCAGCGAUGGAAGAAAUUUUACAAUUUGGUGAAUUCAGUUCUCUCCUGAACAAGUCUCAUUCAACGAAUUCGACUGAUAAGAACGAAGAUUUUCUUUCUGUCAAAAAUGAAAGGACAAUGAAAGAUCCAGAAGAAGAUGAUACUGCAGAAGAUAAAAACGAGAAGAAAGAGAAAGACUCGAACAAGGAUAAAGAUAACUAUGGUUGUCAAGUGGAGAAUGGUCAAGAUAUUGUCUAACUAAAUUCUUUACCUUAUUUAUUCAUUUCUUCUCCAUAAUUUCAUAAGAGAUAUUUUUCUAUGAGCAUAAAGAUCCCAUAGUUAGAUAAUCAUUCGAUCACAGGUACUGUUUUCAAUAUUAUUCUAAUUGAAUAUUCUUUUAAGAAAUUGAUUAUCAUAGCUUUCAACUGUUAAUCAAUUAAUUUGUGUGCAAUAUUUUUUAAUUCUUAGUAUUCUUAAGCCUUUGGAAAUUGUUUGAAGAUUGCAUAUUGGAUAUUUAUGAUAAUUGAAUGAUUUGACAUGAUUUGACACAGUCAACACGAAUACAUGAAAUGAAUUGUUAUGAUACGAAUUGUUAUGAAAGCUAUUGUUAAUAGGAGUCAGCAAGUUCGUUGAUUUUUUAUCUGUUUAAUUUUCACGUACUUUGCAAUCGUGUCAUCGAGAAACUAAUUAAUAGACUGCAGUUAUAACAAUAGUAAAAGUUAUGAAAAAUAAUGAUUUCUGCUUUUAAGUCUCUAAAUCGAUCUCGUCGCAGAUGCGAAAUUUUAUACCAAAUAAUUUGUUUCCUAUUUAUUUAUUUAUUGAUGUAUUCAAGGUAUAUUUGUUGUAGGCUCGACAGAAAUUUUUUCGAAAGAGUACCUGAACCACCCGGUGUUAUUUAACCGAAAGGGUGAAUACAGGUAAUGUAAAGAAUAAUAAAAAGAAACCUUAUCGAGAAAGAUUGUGUAGGUACUGAUAAAUCUUAAACGGUAUCGAACGAUAAGAUUAGGGAAGAAAGUUUAAGUUGAAAACUCGACCAAAUUACUUAAUCUUGAAGACUGCGGUAUAGUUUGCAUUGUGUAUAUUAUAAAUCCUCCUAAGCAUAAUUCUUUGAAAAAAAAAAAAAAUCUAAAAUUACAAGAUCCAUUAAAAUAUAUAUGUAUAUUGUCUUUUAUCUCCAUAAAGAGUUCUUCUAUCACCUAAUUUAUUUUCCAUUUUUCAUGUAUUUAUUUUCAAUCUAAAAGUAGGUAUCUACUUAAUUUCUUCAAAUACCGAAUAAUCGUUAUUGCUUUUAAUUAAUUAUUAUUUUGAUGGUGAUUGUCCAGUUAAAUGUAGGACAGUGCAAACUAAACCUACGUAGGUGAGGCUCAACAAUUUUCAGAGCCAAAGAAGAAAUGUAGUUUCAAAUAUUUUGUUAUACACGCGAUUAUUAAUACGUCAAGUACAAAUGUCCAAAUAUUAGAGUAUACGUGUGCGUAAGUGUGCGUGUGCCUGUCGUAUAUAGGAAAGAAGAUAAAUUAACUAUAUGGUGUACGUGUAUGGCGUACCUAUAUGAAAGUUGUUGAUUCUGUUUGUUCUUUCAUUCACGUCAGUGUAGCUUCUUUAACAUAAUUUCUUCUUUUUCUUUCUUUUCACUAACAUUCAUGUUUUUUGAUUUGAAGAUUUUAUAUAUAGCUAUAAUUAUGUGUACAUAUUAAUGUUCUUAGAGCAAUUUAUUGGAUUGGUAGAAACCAAUCGAAUUUUUCUUUCUCUUGCGAUACGUUCGUUUGUGAUGUUAAACGAUACGCCAGUUGACGAUAUUCAGCGUUAUCCUUUUAAUCAUUUUUAUACAAUCAUAGGAAGAAAAUAAUUCAACUUUCUGAACGUAUUCUAGACACAAUCGAAUGGGAAGUCUGCAUCGAAUUAUUCCUUUUAAUUUCGCAAAAAUGAUACGAAACGGCGUAUGUUUUAUAAAGGAAUUUUUCUUUUAUAAAACAAGACUGUUAAGAGUCAUUCUAGUGUGCAUACAUUGUGUAAUAUAUCUCGGUGCCAUCCGAAUCGUAUCCUUUUAUAAAAUCAGUUGUUAUUGUUGUACAAACUACAUUUUGUUUCGUUGAUAUAUUGUUAAUCGACCUAUCAGUGUUACAUUUUUCAGCUAAUGUAUAACUUUUAUCAUGACAAUGUGCAAUUAUUUUAGCGAUAUGACGAUUUGUUUAGCUACGAUUGAAUUUCGUGCAAUCCUUUUUAGAGCGUCCAAAAAUGUCGCAACCGAGUCUUCAUAUCUUACAUAUAUUAUGUAGCCGUGUAAAUAAAGUUUAAAGUCAA
This is a messenger RNA of Osmia bicornis bicornis, 6826 nucleotides long. Its product is annotated as zinc finger and BTB domain-containing protein 14-like. The transcript has 6 exons. Gene Ontology annotation, biological process: regulation of transcription by RNA polymerase II. Gene Ontology annotation, molecular function: protein binding. Bases 3206 to 4783 code for a protein of 525 amino acids. Lineage: Eukaryota; Metazoa; Arthropoda; Insecta; Hymenoptera; Megachilidae. Gene Ontology annotation, cellular component: nucleus. The record is from RefSeq and is a predicted model, not a curated record.